GAGUUGGGGACAUGCCAUUGGUAUUUCUUGGCCAUGCUUCAAUAUGGGUGGUUAAAAUCCAUCUGCCACAACAUAUUUGACAUCACCAGAACUGGCUGUAAUUAUACUCUUCACAUGACAGCAAUCAUUUUAUUAAUUUUUUGAAAUCCUAAAAUCAAACAGAGUGGUCGGCUGGAUAUUUCAUUAUAGGCAGUCAAGCAGAGAUAGUGGUUCGGGUGAUUGAGAUUAUUGAAAUGGAUGAUUAAAGGCAUAUCAUUACUGUUUACAGGUUCUCUUUGUUGAGCUUCCACAUGAACAGCAGGUCAUCACUUUAUUUUUGCAGCCAUCGGGAACAAAUGUGGUGAUGUACACAUUAGUGAUGUACAAAACACAUUGACACUGAGCUAUCAUUAAAACUUUUGCAGGGAAGUUAUGUUUGUGUUAAACAAAAAUCCUUUUCAGCACAUUAGGUUUUACUCAGCUGUGAAAGUGCAUAGAAAUAUCAAGCUAUAAAUUGGACAAACCAGCCAAGGAAUGAGAGCACAGCUGGAGCGUUUGGUUUUUACUCCAUAGGUUUUGCAUUUCUGGCAGGUUGGGAGUUAUGGUUUCCAUAUUAAAUGUAUUUUCAUUAGUUGGGGCAUUACUCUGCAGUGACAUUCAAGCUCAAAGACAUAUUGAAGUUCACACGAUUCAUCUCUACCAAGACCAAUGCACAAUGACUUGUCGUUCUGGCUGGACAGGUUAUAAUUUUACUUGUAUGCAGUUCAUCAAUGAAGAAAUUAACUGGAUCGAAGCUGAGGUGUACUGUCAACGCCUUGUCCAUGGUGGUCACCUUGCUUCAAUACAUAGCAAGGAAAAUAAUGAUUUUGUCUUGCGAUUAGUUCAAAAGGAGAGUAGCCCAUAUCAGAAAGUUUGGAUUGGUAGCUCUGAUAACCACCAGGAUGGUAACAUGAUUUGGACUGAUGGAUCCAGAUGGGAUUAUCAAAACUGGCUUGCAGGAAAACCUUUGGUUGGCUUAUAUUGCAACACCAUGGCACUCAUUCAUGAUUCUGGCUUUUGGAGCGAUGAGGACUGUAACAUCAACAAAUAUCCAUUCAUCUGCAUGGUGCAUGUAGAGCAUGGUUAGACGCAGCAGCAGUCAGUGUGGUGAAACUUGUGGAUCCUGAUGUUUCCAAAAAGCAGCUAUAACUUCCUGCUUAGAAUCCACCCUCCUUUUUAACCUAUUAUUUUCUUAUAGUUCUUUGUUUAAAAUACCAAGAGGCUCGUUACAUCAAGUUUGUUGCAUCCAAAAAGAAUAGUGCUCACAUGAAAGAGCUCAGGCUAUAGCCCGGCUGGAAAUAUUGGUCUGUGGCAUUUGCUCAAUAAAAAGAGAAGACUGUGUCAUUACAGAUUUGAAACUCCAUUACCAUGGCUUAUUGAGCCCAUUAAUAAUCCAAGUUGAAUAAUGCUUGAAUUCAGGUCUAGCGUCUGCUUGUUCUCACAUUAAAGAAAAAUGAGGAAGUAAAAUGGUACCGUGUCUGUUUAGGUCAAUAUCAGUAAAGCUUAUUCAGUUUUACAUUUGUACCCUACACCUUAUUUUUGCACUAGAAAUUUAAAUGAUUGAUUGGGUUAUUGUUCUAACUGAUAUUAAAAAAAAAAUUAAAUAGAAAACAGGGAACAAAAUACAACACUAUGGCAGUUAAUGCUGUGCAGUCAACUUUAGCAACUAUAUGUUUUAAAUGUCUAUUUCAUUUGAUUAUUUUCUCUAAGUAUUGCUUCCUCAUGAUGAACGUUUUGAACUCAAUUUCAUAGAUAUUAUUGUGAAUGAGGCCCAAGGCAUUAUGUUUGCUUAGGCGGACAAGCACACGCGGAUUUUCCUCUUGAUAUCUCACUUGUUGGGGAACUUGUAGGGGGAAUCAGUCAGGCCAUAGUUCACAGUGAUGUGAAUGUGACAUGGUGACUAUUAAGAGAUUUUAGAUCUUUAGAGAAGUUCCAAGAGUUAAUGGGAGAUUGACUGGGUAGAGGCUUUGGCCAGCAUUGGUGGAACAAUAGAGUGGGAAUACAGGGAGAGUUGUGAUGUGUGUACGAAGGAACUGCAGAUGCUGGUUUAAACCAACGAUAGACACAAAAAGCUGGAGUGACUCAGCGGGACAGGCAGCAUCUCCGGAGAGAAGGAAUGGGUGACGUUUCGGGUCGAGUCCCUUCUUGGAAUAUGUUUGGAUAGUGGGAAGACAAUUGGGAAGUUGGGUAAGGCAACUGGAUUGGAUACAAUUCCUUUAAAAGCCAUGUUCCACUUUUAUUUUUGCUAUAUUUCUUACAUUUCCAUGUAUGGGAAGAACUGAAGGUUUACUUUGCUUUGAGGCCUUCAACUCCACAGUAAGAUGUUCCCAAGGAAUUGCAGCCUGAGGUGGCCAUGUCAUUUGUUGCAUGGAACAUAGCACAGCACAGGAACAGUCCCUUUGGUCCACAAUGUCUGUGCCAAACAUAAUUCCAAGACCAACUCUCAACUCCCUGCAUAUAAUCUAUAUCACUCCAUUCCCUAUAAUUGUGCAUCCCAAGCUGAUGGAGGCUGCAUCCCAGACUUAAUACUAGAAUCCUUGGAUUGGUGUUCUCCAGCCCUAGAUUCAACCAACUUUAUUUCUGUAGAAACAAGAAAUUGCAGAUGCCAGUAUACAAAAAAUAACAUAAUGUGCUGGAGUAGCUCAGCAGGUCAGCCAACAUCCAUGGAGAAAAUGAAUAGGUGGCGUUUCAGAUCGGGACACUUAUUUAGACUGUAGAUACGUCUAAGCAUCUUUGAAAUCUACUGGCUGUUGCUUGGGCACUUCUAAACUACCCAGAUUACUGCUGAAAAUACUCUGGCUGCAGAUUUUCAGUGGCUUCAACAACCCACUUUUUUCCGUCUUCAAUAGAAAUGAUUUGUUAAAACCAAGAAUCAAUUCUAUCAGUAGUGAAAAGAUAUACUGCUGGAAGAACUCAGCAGGAUGUUCCUGUCAAUCAACAUUCUAGAGCGGGUGGUGAUAUUAAGGGAAUUGAGAGGUUACUGGUAAUAUCCUUGAUUUAUUGCUGUCCACAUGAGGAAAAUCAAACCUUUUUAAUCUGGAUUUGUACGAUAAUUGAACUCAUGAAUUGAGUGCCCAUUACCACAUGUAUUAAGUGGUGCUAAUUAGCGUGCAGAAAUUGUUGUUUUCAGUGCUAGUUGCUAUAUAAGCGAUCCCGUAUUAUGGGGGAUUGGAUUCAGUCUGUAUUGUGAUUUUCCAUAAUACGAACAUCAUCUGCGCAUGUGUCAAGAAACACAAGUUGACAAAAAUACACUUUGUGUUGAUUUAUUUACUUUCAUCACACAAAUCCUGUGAGGGCAAAUAUUAUUCCAUAUCUUAAGUUUUGGGUAGUGAUUUGUGAAUUAUACAAGGGCGAAUUUCAGUAGCUCAAACUGCGUAAAGCAGGGGCACCCUGUGUUGGUAUUCAAAACAAACUCUGUUGCUUCAUCUUUUUACCUCCAGCAGAUGUCACUGUAAUAUCAAGUUACUGUGUAACAUGACCCAGUGCUCAAGCCAAACUUUUUCCCAAAAUCACCAGUUAGGACCAAAACCUUGUUGUAGUUUGACAGUUAAUUAGCACCACAUUGAUAAGAAGGAAUUGCAGAUGAUGAUAAUAUAAAUAUAACUGGAGUGUGGCAUAAGGGGCUCAAUGGAGAAGAUAGCCUCCAUUUUACUGACUUCUGCGGCCUUAAUAAACUAUGAGGAGGGGAAGAGUUGUAGUUAAUAAUUUGACCAAAAAAAGUUCUAGAAUAGACAUUUCACUGUAAAUAAUCAAGCCUUCCUCACUUUGCAUUGGACUUCCCAGGGAAUUGUGAUAUUCAUAGCUUAUCAUGAGGAGGAAACUAAACCUGUAAUGUAAAUAUUCAAGUGUUACUAAAUUUAUGUUUGAAUAACAGUCCAUUAACAUUGCCUUGUUUCAUUUUAUCUUGGGUUCCGGUUUACUUAAAUGCUUUUUUCAUCUCUCUGAUUUUCUGCAACAAUUAAAAAUUCAAACUUUUAACCGUUUUGGUAUUCUAGGGUAGCAUUUGGUCAGUGUUUUUUUCCAUUGAAAACAAUCACUCAUUUGAAGAUGCUUUGAUAAGACUACCUAAUAGAUGAUAACAUUUAAAAUGUUUUGCUUUUGCAAUGAGAGACUUUCACUUGCUGUUUAAAGAUUGCUUUCUGAAAGUAAUGUUGAAACUUUAAAAAAAAAAACAAGUAGUGUACUGAGGUUGGUUCUUAAAGGAUUUAUGCCAAGAGGAAAAAUCAAACUGGUCCCUCAUUCCUGUAGUAUAAACUUCAGAUCAGUUUGUCCUCUUUCAGUUCACAGUAAACGUAUGUUAUCUAAAGAUUCAUGAGGUUUCUAGCUGAACAAUUUAAUGUAGAAGUGGUUUGUGGUUUUAAGAGAGGUUUCUUGUUUUCCUUUGUUAUUCUUUUGAACACCUAUUUCCUUUGGCCCAAUGUGGUUGCAAUUUAAAUAAGAACAUAACCUAGAGAUCUCUGUGUGCCAACUCUCAGAAUUAAAAUAUCUCCAAAAUGUUGCAAUCCUCCCAAAACAACCGCAAGGCAAUGUUAUUGGACUCCACUAUAUUAAUCCACACCUUCAGAAAAAGCAAUUAUUACUGAAAAGCUCUGUUUGAAUUCAUGAUGGUUUUAACUGCCUUCAAAAUAUGGAUGGACAAUAAAUGCUGAUAUUUUCCAGCGACUUCCAGUAUCCAUGAAUUUUUAAAGACCGUCAACAUUUAAAGAGAUCUCAUUUGCAGGUCCUUAAAGUCUUAGCAGCUGCAUACGGCAAAUUCUUACAUAGACACAAUUGCUGGAGUAACUCAGCGGGACCGGCAGCAUCUCUGGAGGGAAGGAAUGGGUGACGUUUCAGGUUGAGACCCUUCUUCAGUCAAAUUCUUAAUCUGAAGAUUCAAACUGGUGAAUAUUAUCUGAGCUGCUGCCAAUACAAAGCAGUAAGAAUAAAACUGUACAUUGUGUUCUAGGUGUAGUGUUACUCUAUAUCAUUCCAGCAAGAUUGGUUGUUAAACUUCGAAAGGAAAACCAACAUUCAAGUUGCCUUCACGCCAUACCUACAUGCUAACUUUCUUUUCUUCAUGGAGAAUACACAGAUCCCUCUUUGAAGUACCAGUCUGUAGUGUAACUAUGCCUUUGUGCUCUAUCAAAGUGGAUAACUUUCCAUUUACCUAUAUAUUCCAUCAGCCACUUUGUUUCCAGUUUGUUUAACUAUCCACAUCCAUAUCCCUUUGCAGGCUUUGCAUCUCCAUCACUAUUUGCAUUCCCUCUUCUUUUUAAUCAGCUGCAAAUUUGGCUGCAGAUCACCAAUCAAGAAGCAGGGCAAUAUCUGUCACUUUUAGGAGACAUCAAUGUGCUUGACUUUACAAGGGAGGUUCAGUUUUCCACGUGAGUAAAGUACAGAGUAAGCCAUGAGUGUGGAGAGAG
Messenger RNA from Leucoraja erinaceus (little skate), 5420 nucleotides. Its product is annotated as lectin-like. Gene Ontology annotation, biological process: immune response. Bases 581 to 1105 code for a protein of 174 amino acids. Gene Ontology annotation, molecular function: signaling receptor activity. The record is from RefSeq and is a predicted model, not a curated record. NCBI's taxonomy places the organism in Eukaryota, Metazoa, Chordata, Chondrichthyes, Rajiformes, Rajidae. The transcript has 5 exons.